AUGACGUUGAUGCAGCUGAAAAGUGAGACUCUGAGAAAACGGCGAGCAGAGCUUACUGCCUUUGCCAGGCAGCAGAUAAGUAUCCAGAAAGCCAAAAUGCGAGCUGAAAUGAAAUCCAGGGAGAACGCACGUCGUGCCAGCCGGAUACCGGCUAUCACCGUUAACGCCGCAGACAUUGCGUUAACGGCCGAAGACAUGGCUAUUAUGGAACAGAAGCUUAUCACUAAGUUUGGAAAUCGGAGUUCCAUGUUCCAGGAAGUGGAAAAGUUCCUAAAUGCUGAUACGGCAGCCAUGGAGGCCAUGGCUAAAGCACUCGGAUCAGAUGAACGAGCGCAGCAGUUUGUGGGUGCCAUAAAGCGACCAAAUUACCUAUUGGAAUUCCUUCAGCACAAAUUUGGCGGGCUAGAUCGAGUCUUUUCGUUAAUCGAUUCGGCCACUCUGGGUGACUUUGAUGCAAUUCACACAAUGUCUCGUGCAGUCGGCGAGGAUACCGACGCCAUUGUUCGGUUUGUGGCUUUCAUGGAGAAAACUACCUUUGCGGCCGCCAACUGUUUGCAGACAAAAGCUCGAAAUUUUCCCUACGUGGAAGACUACAUAUCACUGCUGUUGAAACGAGACUGGUCUGAAUCCGAGCUCAAGGACUUAGCGAACGGACGAUACAAGGAAGAAUCACAACCCGGUGACCUUUCGAUCACCAAUCCUCUUACUACCAUCGCAACCAGAAUGAGUGAGGAGAUGCUUUUUAAGUUCUACAAGGCCCUAAAAACCGCCGACUACGAGUUCUUUACUAAAAUCGGAAACGUGAAAUUCGAACAAGACAUUCCCCGUGACAGCCACAAGCAAGUCGAUCCUUAUUUUCUUGUGAUGAUCUCCGCAGGAACUUUGAUUUAUCAGAACUUUUGCAGCCAGUAA
Molecule: messenger RNA, 912 nt
Organism: Spirometra erinaceieuropaei
Lineage: Eukaryota; Metazoa; Platyhelminthes; Cestoda; Diphyllobothriidea; Diphyllobothriidae
Source: the annotation of a GenBank genome assembly